GAGGAAGCGAAACAACCCCCGCAAGCGAGGAUGCACCGAAACCCUCGCGUCCUCCUCCGGGCCGCCGCCUCUCUCCUCCGCCCCGCCGCCGCCGCUCCACAAACCCUAACGAAUGCGGCACCCUCUCCACUGCCGCUCUCGCUGGGGCGCGCUCUCCUCCCUGGAUACCGCCGCGCCUUCUCGACGGACUACGGCAAGGACGUGGACGAGGUGAACCGCAAGUUCGCCGAGGCGCGGGAGGAGAUCGAGUCCGCCAUGGACAGCAAGGAGACCGUCUACUUCAACGAGGAGGCCGCCUGCGCGCGUGACGCCGCCGGCGAGGUCCUCGGCGCCUUCGACGCGCUGCUCGCCCGGGUCCCGCCCGCCGACGCCGACAAGCUCCGCCGGUCCAUGGGGCUCAAGAUGGAGCAGCUGAAGGCCGAGCUCAAGCAGCUUGAGGAGUAGCGGCCGCUCCUUGAUGAGGGCGUCGAGGUCAGAGGUUUGUUUUUUGGGAUCAAAUCUGGGGGAGGUUUGGGUUGGCAGCAUAGAUGCUUCUUUCAUAAUUGUUGGGUAUUCUGAUUGAGGAAUAAACUUAACCAACAAGCUGUUGCAGUAUGUUAUUGUAAUGGGAGAUUUGGAGCUAAUUUGAACCGUGUUCCUUCAAA
Molecule: messenger RNA, 644 nt
Organism: Lolium rigidum
Lineage: Eukaryota; Viridiplantae; Streptophyta; Magnoliopsida; Poales; Poaceae
Product: embryogenesis-like protein
Exons: 1
Coding region: 31-444 (137 amino acids)
Source: RefSeq, a predicted model, not a curated record